Dermacentor andersoni is the source of this 3212-nucleotide messenger RNA. Its product is annotated as WD repeat-containing protein 70. Lineage: Eukaryota; Metazoa; Arthropoda; Arachnida; Ixodida; Ixodidae. Gene Ontology annotation, molecular function: protein binding. The record is from RefSeq and is a predicted model, not a curated record. Gene Ontology annotation, cellular component: nucleus; site of double-strand break.
GCUAGCAAUUGAUUUAAUUUCAAAAUGUCCGCUUCUAGUGAAGGUGGAUCCGAUCCUCUUCCCAACUCAAGCAAGAAAGCUCGCGUAUUUGACUUAAAUGCCAUUUUCGAGGAAGCAAGAAAAACGGCUAUAAGUAGAAGCAAAGAUGUGAAACUCACGGAAGACCCAAAACCAUGCACCAGCCGCCCUGAAAGAAGCGCUGAAGACAAGGCUCAAAGAGAAAAUGAUCCUGCGCCCGACGGUGAACCGAGUGAAGAAGGCAGCGAAGACGAGCUUGUAGGGCCUCCGAUUUCUCUGUCAGCGCAGGCAAAAGAUGACGGAUCUAGCUCAGAAGACGUCGAUGACGAGGAAAGUGGACGUACUGCUGCAUAUCGGGCAAUUCCAGUGAAAGAAGACAUUACUUUACAGCAUGGCACAAAAAUUGUAUCUGCGUUGGCACUGGAUCCUAAUGGAGCACGUCUUGUCACUGGCGGUUAUGACUUCGAUAUCACUUUGUUCGAUUUCGCCGGCAUGGAUUCAUCCCUGCAGCCGUUCCGUUCGCUUCGUCCUUGCGAUUGUCACCAGAUUCGAAAUCUGGAGUACAGCUGUACGGGUGACUCGUUCCUCGUGGUGUCCGGAAACGCCCAGGCCAAAGUGCUAGAUAGGGACGGGUUCGAGGUGAUGGAGUGCAUUAAGGGAGACCAGUAUAUAACUGACAUGGCCCGAACCAAAGGGCAUGUGGCGAUGCUAAAUUACGGCUGCUGGCACCCGCGCAGCCGCGAAGACUUCCUCACUUGUGCCAACGACGGCACACUGCGAUUGUGGAAUGUGGAUAAACCCAAUAGCCACAAAGCGUUGGUGAAGACCAAGCAACAGGGCGGCCUCCGAGCAAUUCCGUCUACCUGCCGCUUCAGCAGGGACGGCCAGCUCAUGGUCGCUGGCUGCCAGGAUGGCUCGCUCCAAUUUUGGGACCAACGACGCACCUUAGUGCACCCGAGUCACACGGUGCGCGAGGCGCACCGGCGGGGCAUCGAGGUAACUUGCGUAGCAUUUGCCCAGGACGGCCGCCAACUUGCCACGCGAUCUUGCGAUGACACGAUGAAGCUGUGGGACCUCCGCGCAAUGCGGCCAUCGGCUUUACAUACGUUUGCAGGCCUCGACAACUUGUACCCUGCCACGGACUGCGGCUUCAGCCCAGACGACCGGGUCAUCUACACAGCCACCUCGAAGAGCUCUGGCGAUGGUCAGCUGGUGUUUUUUGAGCGCGACACGUUGCAGGAAGUGUUGAGACUUCGACUGCCGGCUCCAGUGGCUAGAGUCAUCUGGCACGCUCGGCUUAACCAACUCCUCGCUGGGCUGGCAUGCGGUGAAGUGCGCUUGCUGUACGAUACAGCGCACAGCCACCAUGGCGCGCUGUUGUGUGUGUCCAAAGCUGCUCGGGCCAAAGCUGCGCCGCAGGGACUCACCCAAGCGCAAGUGCUCACGCCGCAUGCGCUGCCACUGUUCCGAGAAGAGCGGCCGCGGAGUACGCGCAAGCGGUUGGAGAAAGCACGCAAGGAUCCCGUAUUGUCUCAAAGGCCUGAUCUUCCUGUGACAGGCCCUGGCCAAGGAGGCCGCAUUGCUUCAGCAGGAAACACACUCUCUUCCUAUAUUGUGCGCAACCUGGGCACCACAAAGCGUGUUGAUGACAAUGUGGACCCGCGUGAGGCUAUUCUUAAGUAUGCCAAGGAAGCAGCUGAGAACCCUUACUGGGUAACCCCUGCUUAUGCUACAACACAGCCCAAGCCAGUCUUCCAAGAGAGUGAAGAACCAACACCUGCCAAGAAGACAAAGCAAGUGUAGUUCUUUCUGGACCUUAACUGUGUGCCAAGCCUUAGUUUGAACAUUGACAGAAAAGGGCCGUUUCUGUAGCCUGUUCUGUAUCAGCGAUUUUAAAAGCAUUGUGUAAGACACCAGAUGCUGUUAAACAUGAAAACAUUGAACUUUUCAGUAAUGCAUCAUGCUCAAUAUACUCUUGUAUAUUUGUAUAACAUUUGAGCACUCUAAAGUGUAACCUCAUUUGAUGACAUACUAACUGCAACAUUUUCCAGCAUCAAGGUGUGUACUCAUACCUUCAUGUUGUAAACAUACCAUAAAGUCAUGAGUUUGUCUGCACAACUUGAGGGGAAUAUUCAAGCACAAAUGGAUUGCAUUGUUGCUCUUAAAAUAAAUUUCGUGUUUUUUUUCUCGUCAUCUUGGUUAAAUACAGCACGCAGUCACUUCAUCUUACCUUGUGCAUUGUAGAACUGGAAAAUUUGUCCUGAAUGUCAAAAACAUCAGCAUGGUGAAGCUUGGCAAGUCUUUUAAAGAAAACACUUCAAUACACAAGUCAUGCCCUAGAUCUAUGUUUGUGUGUGAUAUAGCAUCCUAGCAGUUUGUAGUUGGAAUGUAGGGUGCGAUCUUGUACGCGUUCCAAAAUAGAACGGAGGCGGUUCGUUCUUUACGUCACAAAAUUGGCGGUAUGUUCCGUUCCGUUCGUCCGAUAGCAGACGACACGGAAUGAUUGACAGCAGAUAUCACGUCACAAUUGACGUCAUGGCGUUCGGCGCUGUUCAAAUUGACGAAUCGUAUUUGGCUCGGUAGAACGAACCGCCUCCGUUCUAUUUUGGAACGCGUACAAGAUCGCACCCGUAAUGUCCACUGCUUUGUCUAGAAUCCAACUGCUGUAUUUAUGCACUACACAGUGGAGCUGGGCUUUGUUGUGGAGUGCGUGCAUGUUUUCUGGUGCCUAUUUUUCCUGUAUGUACGGUUGAUAGUCCACUGUAGUCCUCCAGUGGCUCUUGGCUCAUUUUUCUGUAUAUAGUACUAUUUUCGCUUCAGGUAAUGGCUGCUGAUGUAUGGGAAAUGGUGAACUGUAAAUAUGAACACCACAUAGUCACAUAUGGCAGUGCUAAGUUAACACACUUGUGCAACAUAAAACACACACAUGACUUGUGAUAUUUGGAAGUGAAAGUAGAAAGGUUUCAUAAGAACUGCCCAGAGCCUUGGCAACACUCCCUCAUUGAAGGGACUCUGCAUCACCCAUGUCUUUUUUUCCUAGUGUUUCAGUCUGUACAUUUUGUGGAAGCAUUCACACCCAGGUCCAUAUGAAAAUUACAGCCACCAUAUGCACAUUUUUUGGCUCAUAUGAGUAACAUACAUUUAGAGGAACAGGAACAAUGUAAAAAAAUGCAAUAAAGGACCUAGUUACACAA